Molecule: messenger RNA, 15711 nt
Organism: Manihot esculenta (cassava)
Lineage: Eukaryota; Viridiplantae; Streptophyta; Magnoliopsida; Malpighiales; Euphorbiaceae
Product: titin
Exons: 47
Coding region: 116-15481 (5121 amino acids)
Source: RefSeq, a predicted model, not a curated record
AUUAUUACAGGUACCUAAUGAUCCACAUAUGCAGAGACGAGAUUUUGGCAGGAGAAAUAAAUUUUAAGACUACCUUUCAGAGUUUUAGAUCAAGAUUCACCUAGUUCUGCAUGAAAUGGCAACUGAAGCUGAUAUUCAAGAGCCUGUAUCUCUAGCGGAAAACGAUGGAGUUAACAUACACUUGACUCCCAGAGAAUUUAACCAACCUCCUGAAACUGCUGAUGACUUGUUAAAACAAGAAAAAAAGGAAGUAUCAAGCCAUGUUGAAACUUCAGUUAGUGGUUCUGAAGGCAAUGCUGCAUUGAAAGUGGGUGGAAGUUUUUUUGAAUCACCCACAAUUGCCAAAGUUCCUGGCGAAGAAACUUGUCAUGCUGUUGACAUGCCAUACCAAGCUGAGAAGGAAAUGCCAGAGAAUGAAAAACAGAUACAGAAAGAUGAAAAGUUUAAGGCCGCAGCAGAAGAGAUGGAAACUAAGGAGGAUGAAGUCAUAAGUGAGAAGAAGAAGAAAGCAGAGAAGGAUGAAACAAGCUGUGAAAUAUCAGAUGCUACAGAAAUCAGUUUAAAGAUGGACAAGAUUGAGGAACCACGCCUCAGGUUUGGAGAAGAGGAAAUUCGAGAGGAGAGAAUAUCUGAUCACAAUGAAGAAAACACAAAGACUAUUGGAAAAGAAACUAUUGGUUUGCAGAAAUAUGAAGGAGAUGGACCAAAGGAAAAUGAGGAUGCGGAACUCACAACUAGUAAAGAAGCAAGCAUAGCUGAGGCCAGCUCAGGUCAUAAUGAAGAAACAAUGGUUCACAUUCCUGAACUGACAGUCCAUGAUUUGGAAACUAAUGUUGAACAAAGAACAGAAGCCUGCCUCAAAAAUGAAAAUGACAAAACUUGGAGCACAGAAACUGCAGUUACUGAAGAAAAGAGUGGAAAAAAAACUUCUGAAGGAGUACAAGAGAAGAAAGAAGAGAGAUGUUCCAGCUUUUUGGAAGAGAAUAAGAGCCCUGAUGAGGAUGAGAUAGUUGAAAACAAAGGGAGUGAGAAAGAAGGCAUCGAACAUGAAGCAAUUGAAGAAACCUCUCAAACUCUGAGAGAAAGUAUAGACAUCAUUGAAAAUGAAGGGGAAGCCAGCUCUGCAAUCAUAGAGAGAGUGGAUGUCACAUUGGCAACAGACACGUCAAGAAUCCAAGAAGAUGAUGUGCUUCAAGUUGGAGACAAGGUAGAAGAGACCUUCAGCCAUAAAAUGAAAGAGGAAAAACAAGACACCAAUGAGAAUAAGAAAGACAUGACCCCAAUCAUUGGUGAAUCCCAAGAGAAGGACCAUGUAGACAUCCCUGGUGUCACACAGACUGAAGAAAAGUGUCUGCAGAAAGCAGAAGAGACUCAAGUGUCCAAUGUGGUUCAAGAAAAGUGGUCAAAGGAUGUCAAAGAGAACCCACAAGAAGAAGGCCAAACAGAAAUCCUCGAGAAAGCUCAAGGUGAUGGAAGUGGAGGUGAAAACAUCACGAAUGAGAUGAUUCCUGAACAGAAGCUUGAAAACUUGCUUGUAAACCACAAGGAAGGUAGAGAAAACAUAGAUGAACAGGUGACAGUAACAGAAACAUUAGCAACGGAGAGCAUACACGACAUUGGGCAUACAGUUAUAGCAGCUGAAGACAUCAAUGAGGCAUUAACUGCUUCAGGACAAAGCAAAGAUGAACCAGAAAAUGAAGAGAUAAAAACAACUUUGGAAAUGGCUUCUAUGGAAACAGAAAAAAUUGCUUCAGGUGAAUGCCCUGAAACAAUUGCAUGUGCAAAAGAGGAUACAUCCAUCAAAAACGUGGAAGAAAUGUGUUUGGAGGAAGUAGACAAGACUCAAGUAUCCAAUGUGGUCCAAGAAAAUUGGACAGAGGAUGUCAAAGAAAACCCACAAGAAGAAGGCCAAAUAGAAAUCCCCAAGAAAGCUGAAGCUGAUUGCAGUGAAGGUGAAAAUGUUAAAGAUGAGAUGACUCGUGAACAAAAGCUUGACAGCAUGCUUGUAAACCACAAGGAAGAUAAAGAAGACAUAGAUGAACAGUUGGAUGUAACAAAGGCAUUAGCAGAGAAGAGCAGACACAUUGCGCAUCCUGUUAUAGUAGUUGAAGACAUCAAUGAUGCAUUAACUGCUCCAGGGCACAGCAUAGAUGAACCAGGAAAUGAAGAGAUAAAAGCAUCUUUGGAGAAGGCUUCUGAGGAGAUAGAAACAACUGCUUCAGGUGAAUGCUCUGAAACAAUUGCAUGUCCAAAAGAGGAUACAUCCAUCAAAAAUGAGGAAGAAAGCUCUGACAGAAAGGACAAAGAAGAAAAAUCAAUGGACACUGGUGCUAUCAGAGAAAUCGGAAUCCUAAAAUUAGAGAACCUCCAACCAAAAGAACUGAAUGAGAAGGUUGAAAUUAAAGAAGUUGAGAUCCCAAACAAAAGCCUCCAUGAGUUAACUGCAACUCAUUCAUUGGAGAAAAAAACAGGACAACUAGAAGAUGAAGAGCUGAGUGUGGUCUCUGAAGAACCUCAAGACCAAGUUGAGGAAGAAGAGAAAUCAGUAAAAGUUGAUGCUAUCAGAGAUGAUGGAACUCCAAAAAUAGAGAAUCCCCAAUCAACACAAGUGAAUGAAAAGAUUGAGAUGGCUGAAGUUGAGAUCCAAAACAAGAGCAUUGAUGAAUUAAAUGAAACUCAUUCACUGAAACAAGAAAGAGGACCAGUAGAAGGUAAAGAGCUGGGGGAAAUCUCUGAAUUUGAACCUCAAGACCAAGUUGAAGAAGAAGAGAAAUCAGUAGUCAUUGAUAUGAUUAGAGAUGAUGGAAUUCCAAAAGUAGAGAAUCUCUCACCAGCAGAAGUCAAUGAAAAGACUGAUGUUACAGAAGUUGAGAUCUCAAACAAGAGCAUUGGCGAGUUCAGUUCAACCCAUUCAAUGGAACGAGAAAUAUUACUAGGGGAAGAUGAAGAGCUAAUGGAAGUCUCUAACUCUAAACCUCAAGACCAAGUUCAAGAAGCUAAUGAAGCAGGUACUCAGGAGGGAAACCAUGAUAAACAUAAUUAUAGCGCUUGUGAAAGAACAAAGGAAGUCAAUUUGGAGCUUACAGAACCAAGCUCAGAAACAAGUACAGCAAAGAUUGAGAAAUUGGAAGAGGCUGGUGCAUAUGACUCCAAAGAAAAAUUAGAGAUCAAGGAUGCUCCGACAAGCAUAGAAGAGCAAAACUUUCAAGCAGCAUGUCUUCCAGAAGUGGUGAUAACUUUGGAAGGUGAAAAAGAAGAGGCCAAAAGUAUAAAAAAUGAAGAGAUCACAGGCACCAGAGAGGUCAAUGAUGUACAGAACAUAAAAGGCAACAUUAUGCACCUUCCAUCAGAAGUAACUGAUGAAGAGACAGUUCAGAGUUCUGAACAGAUUGAAAGCGAGGUGCAUAUAUCUACAGGAGAAGAUACCAUAGGACAGAUUGUGGAAGGCAAUAAUAAUGAAGACAUCUCACAAGAAUCUGUUGAAGAGUGUGCAGUUAAGAAUGUCCAAAAUGAUGAAAAGAACAGUGACAAGUCCGUCAUCACAGAGAUUUUCCAUGAGAAUGAAACUGUCAAAACAGUAGAUUACAUAGCAAAUGAAGCAGAACAGAAUGAUGAAAGACCCAACCCAACUCUUCAAAGCUCAUUGGUUGACAGUAUGCAAAGUGAACAUCUGACUUCACAUGAGGUUUCAUCAGCAGGAGAAACUGUUGAGGAUGCAUCCUCUAUUCAAAAGGAUGAAUAUAAAGAGAACUACACUGCGCAAAUAGAAGUUGAGGAGCACAAUGAGGAGAAGGACAAAGAAGAUUUAGAAACAAUAAUGAAGACAUCUCACAAUACUGUAGGACAGAUCGUGGAAGACAACAAUAAUGAAGACAUCUCACAAGAAUCUGUUGAAGAAUGUGCAGUUAAGAAUAUCCAUAAUGAUAAAAAGAACAGUGACAAGUCCAUCAUCAAAGAGGUUUUCCAAGAGACUGAAACUGUCAAAACAGUAGAUUACAUAGCAAAUGAAGCAAAACAGAAUGAUGAAAGACCUAACUCAACUCUUGAAAGCUCAUUGGUUGAAAGUACGCAAAGUAAAAAUCUAACUUCACAUGCAGUUUCAUCAGCAGGAGAAACUGUUGAGGAUGUAUCCUCCAUCAAAAAGGAUGAAUACAAAGAGAAUUAUACUGGGCAAAUAGAGGUUGAGGAGCACAAUGAGGAGAAGAAAGAAGAAGAUUUAGAAACAACAUUCCAGGAUAAUGAACCCCGAGAAAAUAUCAAACAGUUAUUGAAUGCAAUAUCAGAAGAAACUGAGGCAGGUGUUCUUAGUAAAAUGGAUAACACUGCAGAAGAAAGACUUGAGGGCACACAAGACAUUGAAAGGGGGAUAAGAAUGGUUACAGAAGAAGAAAUCACAAAUGAGAGCCAUAUUAAAAGCCUCUCUCAACAAUCUGUUGAACAAGAUCAAAUUAAGAACUUUCAGAAUGAUGACAUUGGUGCUGAGAAGUCAAACACAGAGAAAUUUGAGGAGUCCAAGACAGCAGGAAGAGGGAAGAGCAUUGCACAUGAGACAAAUCAGAUUGAAGAAAGUCUCCCAACAUCAAUGGUAAAAGAAGUGGAAAGCCUACAGGUUGAGGAUAAGAAUAUUCAAGUCGAGGCUUCACUGGAGGAGAAAAAGGAGGAUGGUUCUUCAAUCAAUAUGAAUGAGGCAAAUGCCAGCCAUGCUAGGUUAGAAGAGGAUACAAUGAACAUUGAUGUGGAAAAAUCCAAAACAGAUGAUUUUUACCAUGAAACGAAUCAGAACGAUGAAAGUAUCAACUCAUCAACAUCACUAGCAAAAGAAGCAGAAAGUCUACAGGGUGAGGGUAAGAACAUUCCGGUUGAAGCCUCACUAGAGGAGAAAAAGGAGACUUGCUCUUCUAUCAAAAUGGAUGAAGUGAAUGGAAACAAUGCUCAGUUAGAAGAACUUGAAGAGCAAAAUGAGGAGUUAUUGAAGAGUGAAGAAGAUUCAGAACAAAUAUUGAAAAAGAUAGAACCUGGAGAAAAACUUGAGCAGCCGAUUACAGUUGUAUAUGCAGAAAGGGAGGCAGUCACUUGGACUGAAAUGGCUAAUAACACUGAUGCAGAGAUAACUGAGAAUCCAGAAGACAAUGUGGAAGGAGAAAUGCCUAAAGAAGAAGAUGACACCAAGGAAUAUAUCAUAGAUGAGCGUGAUAUUGGAAGCCUCUCAAAAGAAUGUAUUGAGCAAGGAAUGCUUGAGAACUUCCAUAAUGAUGAAAUUAAUGCUGAAGCAUCCAACCAAGAGAUUUUUAAGGAGACUCCAACAAGCAAAACGGGUGAGAGCAUUGCACUUGGGACAAAUGAAAAUAAUGAGAACUGCAAUGCAACUCAUCCAACUGCACCAAUGAAAGAAAAGGAAAGCUUGCAGAGUAAGGUUGAGAACAUAAAUCCGACAGAAGUAUUGCCAGAGGACACAACAGAAGAGGAUGAAUCUUUGACCAAGGCUAGCACAGAUAGUGACAAUAAUACUGAGUCAGCAGAGGCUAUGAAGAACGGUGAGAAGGAAAGAUCACAAGGGGAAGAAAAUAGAGAACCAGAAUUGCAGAAGAAUGAAACAGAAGAACCUCCUGAAUCAUCAUCAAAUGUAAUUACAGCAAAAAGUGAGACAGGUAAAAUCAGCGAAAAGGCCAAUGACAUCAUAAUAGAAAAAGAAGUUGAAGCCAUCCAAAAUACUGAAGAAACUGUACAGAAUGACAAUAAUGAAGAAGAAAAUGAAGAUAUUGAGAGCAAAAUCCAAAAAGUUCCAACCAGAGAGGAUCUUAAACCAGAGGCAAAAACAUGCAUUACAAACGUGAGUGUGAAGAGUGAAGCUGUGGAGAUAAAGCCAAUAACAAGUGAAAUAGACGUAGAGGGAAAACAUACAAGCAACAAAACAGAAGAGGAACUAGAGAAGGAAGAGAUUGAAGAGGUAAAUAAUGAUACUAAGCCUGCUUGCCUAAAUGAAUACAACAAAAUAUACAUCACAACAGAAGCACACGCCACCAGAGAUAUCUCACCACAAUUAGCUGAAGAAGAAACAGCUCUAGUCAAUAAAGGGGAGAAAGAAGAAGAGAGACCUAAAAUGGAGACACAAGAAGUACUAGACACCCAAAAAUUAGUUCUAGAGGAGGUAAAUGUUAUGAAGGACAAAUCUAAAGAACCUGCUAUUGCAAUAGCAGGUGAGAUGGAAGUGGUGCCAGAAAAAGAGAUGCAUGAGAUUACUCGAUCUUCAAAGGAUGAGGAUAUUGGGAAGCAGAUCAUAGAGGAAGGCAGUGCGACCAAGGACAACGUUGAUGUUCCUGUAAGAGGAACAGAUGAAGAAGAUCCUAUGCGGAAGGUAAAAGAAGAUGAAAGUGGUACAAUGAAGUCAAAAGAAGAGAUAAAAAGCUUCAAUUCAGAGCCCUCCGAACAGAUUGCAUCAAGAGGUUACGAAAUAGAAAAUCAAUUCAACAGCAUGAAGGACAAAGAAGAACCAAAUAUGGGCCUUUAUCCUGUAGAAGAAUCUGAAGAAGGAAUGCUGCUUAAAGAAGGCAAAGAAAGCCUUGUUGAAGUCGUCUUCUUAGAGUCCCAGAGCAAAGAAGACACCUUAAUGAAAGAAGAGUCACAUGUUAAUGAUUCUAACAAUGAAUCUGUUAUGGAAGUGACAAAAGAAACAAGCGUUGAGGGGGUGGAAUUUGAAGUAGAAGCUAAAAGACAGCUUGAAAGUUCAGGAUCCUACACUAAAGAGAAGGGACCAGUGUCAAUCGUCGCAAAAGGAAAUACAUUGGAUGGUUUUGAUAUCAAUGCCCCAAGAGAUGAUGCCUCCACCUUGGUUGAGAAGAGGGACCAUGACAGACCACAAGAAGCAGAUGAAGCUGAAGAAGAUAUAAAGCAUGACAUCCAAAACCAAGCACUUAUUGCAGGAAGUGACAUUCAAAGUGAGCUUAUCAUUAGUGCAACAUUUUCAGGCAAAAUAUCAGAUGAUAACCUGAUGGAAUGCUCUAAAAUGUCAACCAAAGAUUCUGAGCUCAUAACUAGUCAAGAAAGCAAGCCAGUAGAUGAAAAUUCAUCAAAACAUCCAACUGCUCAUGAAAACAUAGAAAUUGCUUUGAUUUCACAAGCAACAGAACCUACGCACAAUGAGGUCACAGCAGCUGAAGAGGUCUCUAGAUUAGGUCUUGUGGACACUGGAAUAGAGAAUACAAAUGAAGAAGCCAGGUCUUACGAGAGUGAGGAUUUGCAUCAGAAUCUUGAGCUACAUAAUGAACAGAUUCUCUCUAAACCAGAGGAUAUUGAAAUCUUGAAGACGGAAGAAACAGGAGAGCUAGUUGAUCAGGGAGAGGUUUGCAAUUCAAAAACUUCAGAAGAUGAGACUUCAAAGUGUACUGAAUCAAUCAAUGCAGAUAGGAAAGAGACUAUCCCAGAGGAGGAUUGUGCUAAGAAAUCUGAAGACAAGGAAGAUGAUGCUAAGGAUUCUUCUAAGAAUUGUAGCUUAAAGAAAGAUGAUUCAGUAGACAAAGAAGCUGUUGAACUUGCAGAGGAAAAAGAGCUUGAGGCCACUCAGAGCAAAAACUAUGGAAUUCCAACAGAAGAGAAUCUUGAAUCAGAAGAGUCUAGUAAGAAGCUUGAUUGCACUUCUGAAGUAGUGAAAAGAGAUCAAAGUCAUGAAACAAUCCUUGAAACCAACCUAAAUACAGUUGAGGAAAACAUAAUUUCUGAAUCUGUUGAACAAAGCUCCCAAGAAUCACAAGAGCAUCAGGAGACAGAAGAGAAAGCAGAGUCAAAGUUGGAGGCUGAAGACCACAUUAAAGAAACACAAAAUGCAGAUGAGACAACAAAGGCUGCCAUCUUAACUGAAGAGGUGAGAGAAUUCAGCCUCAUAUCCACCGAGUCUCUCAAAGCAACAGAUUCCAAUAAACAGACAGAAAAAGUAAGCUCAGAGGUUCAAGAGGCAAAAGAGAAGGAAGAAAGAGAAUUGGGAGAUGAAGAUAGUGAAAAUACUGCAAGUCUCUCACCCACUAUACCAACAAAAGAGUCAGAAGAAAAGACUAAGGAGCAGAACAAAGAGGGUGCAGAUAGUGGUUAUGACAAGAUAAAGGCAACAACUGUUGUGAAGGAAGUUCUCUCAGAUGACAGGAUGGAUUCUAAAAUCCCCUCAGAUGAGAGCAAGCCACAUGCAGUUGAAGUUGAGGCAAGUCAACAACACAUCAUGGUGCCUGAAGAAAAUCCCUCAAGCUUAGCAUCUCAACUUCCACCUGAUGAUCAUGAAAGCAUAAAACAGGAGACUACAACCAUGGGAAAUGCAAAUCUAGAUGACACUGAGGAUAGUGGAAAAGUUUCUGAUGUAGUUUACGGAUUCAGUAAACGAAGUGUGGAAGAGCUGCACACAGAUGAAAUUAGAGAAGAAAUCAAAGAAGCCUCUGAAACAGUGGACAAGUCUCAUAGUGACGAAACAGUUGCAGGAAUUGAAGUUGCUACUGAUCAGACUCUCCAAGAAGAGAUAACAAAAGAACAUGAGACGCCAUCUCUAGCAAUGCCUUGCAAAGAGGAAGAGCAAGGAAUUACAGCAACAUUUGAGAAUAUGGGAGAGAAGAUAGAGAAAGUGGGAAUAAUAAAGGAUGAAAUGCCAGAAAAUUCUACUGCAUUAGAGACAACAGAAGACAGAUGCUUGGAUGUGGAGAAAGGGGAACCUCUAGACAAAGUUAAAGAAGAAAUCAAAGAAGUUUCUGAAACAGCAUUAAAGUCCAAGCACGAAGUAGCUAUGGAAGAUGAAGGUUCUGAUGAUAAAGAGGAGAAAUCAGAAGAGCAACAUCGAACAGAAUCUGGUGCAUUACUUUUCAAGGAACAUGAGCUUGAAUACUCGGCAAAUAUUGAGAAGAUAGAAGAAAGCAUAAAGGAAGUGGAAUUGCUAGUAGGUGGAUCAAAAACAAAUGAAGAGAUUUUCUUACCAAAGGAAGAAUCCAGGGAUCUCAUUGUCUCCCAAUUAAACCUUGAACUUUGUAAAGAUAAAGAAGAAAGCCCAAAUGAAGCUCAAAGGGAACAAGAUGGGACUUCAUUAGAAACAGAGGAAAAGAAAGAAUCUUCUGAUUCCAUAUUGAAGUCUAAUUCAAGAGACAAUGAAGAACAUAAAUCUGAAAUUAGUUCUGAUAAAACUGAUACCAUAGAGAAACUGGAAGAACAGAAUAAGACACUGUCCUCUUCACUGCUUUCAAAGGAACAAGAGGAUGGAACUUCAGCCAAAAUCAAGAGCGCAGAAGAGAACAAGGAAAGGGAAAUGCUGGAGGAUAAAUCAGAAGCAAUAAACGAUGUAUUCCUCCAAAAGGAAGAUCCCAGAGAGCUUGAAGUCUCCCAAUUGGAGUUCCAACCUGAUAAAGAUGCAAAGGAGGAGAGUCCAAAUGAAAUACAUGAUAGACAAGAUGGAGCUAUAGAUGUUACUAAAGAAGCAAUUAAAGAAGUUUCUGAAUCAGCACUUCAGCCCAGUUCUGAAGACCAUGCAGAAGCAGCAGAAAAUGAAAUUGUUUCUGAUCAGUCUCUGUCAGCAGAUAAACUACAUGAGCAAAAUCAGACAGCAUCAUCUGGAUUGCUUUCCAAAGAACAGCAGCAUAGCAUUUCAACCAACAUUGACCGCAUAGAAGAAAAGGAAAUGGAAGUGAAAGUACUAGAAAUUGCACCAAAAGAAACAGGAGAGGGAUACAUUAAAAAAGAAGAGACUAGAGAGCUCAAACCCUCCCAAUUAGAUCUUCAAAUUGACAACGAUAUGAAGGAUGAUGGUCUUGAACUAAUCCAUGAGGCAGAAUAUGCGAGUCAUGGGACUCCAGAUGAACAUUUAAAAUUGCAGCCUGAACUUGGACAAGAGAUAAGAGAUGCAGAACACCCAUCAGAAAGUGGGAAAAUCUCAGAAUCAGAAAUAACAGGGCCAUUUGAGAAAACCAGCAAUCUCAAGAUUGAGGUAAAUGAAGAGAGUCCUGAACCUGAGUCGGAUGUUCAGGGUCAUGAAGUAUUCACUGAAUCAGAAGAAACUGAAAUCAAGGAAAAGCAUUUGGAGGCCACAACUCUGGAUUUAAUGGAAAAAGAAAAUCAAGGUGAAAAAACAACUGGUGCAAAUCAAAUCAUACAUAAUGACGUCACAAAUGAACAGAUCAUGGAAGAGGAUGAUGCCAAGAAAUGUGAGGAAAUAAUCAAUGGUGAAGACGGAGCUAAGGAAAGCCACCAAGAUCACGAGAUAAAGGGUGAAAAAAAUCUCGGAGACGAGGCAUUGACAAAGGCAAAACAAGACGAAACAAUUAGUACAGAAAAAGAAACAGUUGAGAACCUUCAACAAGUUGCUGCAGACAAUAUCUUGGUUGAAGAAGCAGCUAAGAUUAUCUACCAAGAACGUGAGAUGAAGGAUAAAGAAAUUCCAGGAGACGAGAAACUAGCAAAGGAAAAACAAAACGAAGAGAUCAGCGCAGGAAAAGGGAUAAUAGAGAACCUUCACCACGAUGUUAAUGAGAAUAUCUUAGAUGAAGAAAAAACUGAAGAGAUCCACCAAGAACAUGAGAUAAAGGGAGAUGAAAUUCUAGGGGAUAACAUGUUAGCAAAGGAAAUGCAAAGUGAAGAACAGAUGAUCACAGAAAAAGGAACAGUAGAGAACCUUCACCAGGUUGUUGUCAACAACUUAAGCAAAGAAGCAAUUGAAGAGAUCCACCAAGAACAUAAGAUCAAGGUUGAAGAAAGUCAAGGAGAUAAUGAAGUCACAAACGAACAGAUCAUGGAAGAGAAUGAUGCCAAGAAAUGUGAGGAAAUAACCAAUGGUGAAGAAGGAGCUAAAGAGAGCUGCAAAGAUCACGAGAUAAAUGGUGAAGAAAGUCUCGGAGACGACGCAUUGGCAAAGGCAACACAAGAUGAAACAAUCAGCACAGAAAAGGAAACGGUGGAGAACCAUCAACAAGCUGUUGUAAACAGUAUCUUGGUUGAAGAAGCAACUAAAAUAAUCCACCAAGAACAUGAGAUGAAGGAUGAAGAAAAUCUAGGCGAUGAGACAAAGGAAAAACAAAACGAAGAGGUCAGCGUAGGAAAAGGGAUAAUAGAGAACCUUCACCAAGAUGUUGUUGAGAAUAUCUUAGGUGAAGAAGAAACUAUAGAGAUCCACCAAGAACAUGAGAUAAAGGGUGAAGAAAUUGUGGGGGAUAAAGUGUUAGCAAAGGAAAUGCAAAGUGAAGCACAGAUCAGCAAAGAAAAAGGAACAGUAGAGAAACUUUAUGAAGCUGUUGUUGACAAUAUCUCAAGCAAAGAAGCAACUGAAGAGAUCUACCAAGAACAUGACAUCAAGGAUGAAGAAAGUCAAGGAGCUAAUGAAGUCACAAAUGAACAGAUCAUAGAAGAGGAUGAUGCCAAGAAAUGUGAGGAAAUAGCCAAAGGUGAAGACGGAGCUAAAGAGAGCCACCAAGAUCACGAGAUAAAUGGAGAAGAAAGUCUCGGAGACGAGGCAUUGACAAAGGAAACACAAGAUGAAACAAUCAGCACAGAAAAGGAAACAGUUGAGAACCUUCAACAAGCUACUGCCGACAAUAUCUUGGUUGAAGAAGCAACUAAAAUGAUCCACCAAGAACGUAAGAUCAAGGUUGAAGAAAAUCAACGAGAUAAUGAAGUCACAAAUGGACAGAUCAUGGAAGAGAAUGAUGACAAGAAAUGUGAGGAAAUAACCAACGAUGAAGACAGAGCUAAAGAGAGCUACCAAGAUCACGAGAUAAAGGGUGCAGAAAGUCUCGGAGACGAGGCAUUGACAACGGCAACACAAGAUGAAAGAAUCAGCACAGAACGGGAAACAGUUGAACAUGAGAUCAAGGUUGACGAAAGUCAAGGAGACAAUGAAGUCACAAAUGAACAGAUCAUGGAAGAGAAUGAUGACAAGAAAUGUGAGGAAAUAACCACUGAUGAAGACGAAGCUAAAGAGAACCACCAAGCUCACGAGAUAAAGGGUGCAGAAAGUCUCGGAGACGAGGCAUUGACAAAGGCAACACAAGAUGAAACAAUCAGCACAAAAGGGGAAACAGUUGAGAACAUUCAACAAGCUACUGCAGACAAUAUCUUGAUUGAAGAAGCAACUAAAAUGAUCCACCAAGAACAUGAGAUGAAGGGCAAAGAAAUUUUAGCAGAUGAUAUAUUAGCAAAGGAAGUGAUCAGCACAGGGAAAGAAACAAUUGAGAACCUUCGCCAAGGUAUUCUUGACAAUGUCUUAAGUGAAGAAGCAACUAAAGUGAUCCACCAAGAAUAUGAGAUAAAGGGUGAAGAAAUUCUAGGAGAUAAAGCGUUAGUAGAGGAAACGCGAAGUGAAGCGUUAUGCAAGGAAAUUGUAGAGAGUAAUGCAAGUGAGACACUUCAAAAGCAUAUCAGCAAAGAAAAAGGUAUAGUAGAGAAACUUCAGGAAGCUAUUGUUGACGAUAUCUCAAGUGAAGCAGCAACUGAAGAGAUACUCCAAGAACAGGAGAUCAAGGUUGAAGAAAGUCAAGAAGAAGACAAAGUCACAAAUGAACAGAUCCUAGGAGCGAAUGAAGCCAAGAAUUGUGGCAAAAUAACAUAUAUUGAAGAAGGAAAUAAGGAGAGCCAUCUAGACCAUGAGAUAAAGGGUGAAGAAAGUCUAGGAGAUGAAGCAUUAAUAAAGGCAACACAAAAUGAAUUAGUCAGCACAGACAUGGAAGCUUUUGAGAACCUUCAACAAGUUGUUACUGACAAUAUCUUGGUUGAAGAUGUGAUGAAGGAUGAAGAAAUUCCAAGAAAUGAGAUACUAGGAAAGGAAGAACAAAACGAAGAGUUACGAAAGGAAAUCAGGAAGACUGAUUCAAGAGAUACAAUUGAACAACAGAUCAGCACAAAAAAAGGGACAACUGAGAACCUUCACCAAGGCGGUGUUGAGAAUAUCUUAGGUCACCAAGAACAUGAGAUAAAAGGUGAAGAAAUUCCAGGGGAUAAAGUAUUAGCAAAGGAAGUGGAAAUUGUAAAGACUAACGCAAGUGAGACACUUCAAAAGCAAAUCAACGCAGAAAAAGGAACAGUAGAUAACCUUCACCAAGCUGUUGUUGACAAUAUCUCAAGUGAAGAAGCAACUAAAGAGAUCAACCAAGAACAUGAGAUCAAGGUUGAAAAAACUCAACGAGAUGAUGAAGUCACAAAUGAACAGAGGGAAAAACAGAUCAUGGAAGAGAAUCAUGAGGAAACAGAAAUAAUCCAUGAUGAAGAAGGAGCUAAAGCAAGCCACCAAGAUCAUGAGGUAAGGGGUCCAGGAGAUGAGACUUUAACAAAGGGAACACAAGAUGAAGAGAUCAGUAAAAAAAAGGAAACAGCUGAGGUUAUCCAACAAGCUAUUAUUGGCAACAACUUGGUUGAAGAAGCAAUUAAAAUGGUCCACCAAGAACACGAGAUGAAGGAUGAAGAAACUCUAAGAGAAAAGACAUUAGCAAAGGAAAUACAAAGUGAAGUGACCAGUCCAGAAAAAGGAGUAAUGGAGAAUAUUCACCAAGGCAUUUCUGACACUAUCUCAAGUGAAGGAGCAAUUAAAGAGAUCCACCAAGAAAAUGAGAUAAAGAGUGAAGAAAUUUUAGCUGAUCUGGAGUUACCAGGGAAAAUGCAAAGUGAAGUGUUAUGGAAGGAAAUUACAAAGACUGACACAAGUGAAACAUUUCAAAAGCAUACCAACGCAGAAAAGGGAACAACUGAGAAUCUUCAACAAGUCGCAGUUGACAAUAUCUCAGGUGAAAAAGCAAUUGACAAGAUUCAACAAGAACGUGGUGUCAAGAGUGAAGAAAAUCUAGAAGACAAUGAAGUUACAGAUAAACAGAUCAUGGAAGAUAAUGAUGCCAAGAAUUGUGAAGCAAUAACAUAUGGUGAAGGAGGAACUAAACAGAGCCACCAAGAUCAUGAGAUAAGGAGUGAAGAAAGUCAGGGAUAUGAAGAAUUAACGAAGGAAAUACAAAAUGAAAUGAUCAGCACAGAAAAGGGAACAGCUAAGAGCCUUCAACAAGCAGUAGCUGACAAUAACUUGGUUAAAGAAGGAACUAAAAUGAUAUGCCAAGAACAUGAGAUGACGGAGGAAGGAAUUCAAGGAGAUAAGAUAUUAGCAAAGGAAACACAAAAUGAAGUGCUAUGCAAGGAGAUUAGAAUGACUGAUUCAAGUGACACGACUGAGAACCAGAUCAACACAGAAAAAGGAACAAUCGUGAACCUUCACCAAGGUGUGGAUGAAAAUAUCUCAGGGGAAGAAGCAACUAAAGAGAUUCACCAAGAACAUGAGAUAAAAGGUGAAGAUAUUCUAGGAGACAAGAUGUUGGCAGAGGUUAUUCAAAGUGAAGUGUUACACAAGGAAAUUACAGAGACUGAUGCAAGUGAGAUGCUUGCCAAGCAUAUAAUCACAGAGAAAGGAAUAGUUGAGAAUCUUCACCAAGUUGUUGUUGACAACAUCUCAAGUGAAGAAGCAACUGAAGAGGUCCAACAAGAACAUGAGAUCAAGGGUGAGGAAAGUCCAGGAGAGAAUAUAUUAGCAAAGGAAAUGCAGAAAGAAGCUUUACACAAGGAAAUUCAAAAGACCGAUGCAAGUGAGACAAUUGAAAAACAUAUCAGCACAAAAAUAGUAAUAGUUGAGAACUUUCACCAAGCUGUUCAGAAUGAGAAUGCUGAAGUGCAUUUUCCAGAUGAAACAGAAUGUAGAAAGACUGAGAAUGCAGAAAGGAAGCUAAACAUUGAAAGUCAGGGUGAUGAGACAAUAUCUAGAGAUUGCAUAACAGAUGCCACAACUGCAACUGAAAAGGAAUUGGAUGUAGAUACAUCACGAAUAGAAGUUGCCAUAGGCCUUCCAAAAGCAUCUGAAACCAUGAAGGACAUUCAUCAGGAAGAGAAAACAUCUGAUGGAACAUUGGAAAACCAGAGUUUAAGAGAAGUAGAGCCAGAGACAAUGGUUUCAAUGGGAGAGAAGGAUGUUCAACAGGUCCUGAAAGAACCAGUUGCAGAAACCAUACAAGUUACUCAAAUAGGAGGUUCACAACCUGUAUAUGCUACAGAUGUCGAUUUAGAAUUAAAAAGAGUUGACCAUGGAACAAAGGAUAUAGUGGAUGAGAAAGAUGGAAAAGCAAUUGAGGAGAUUGUUCCAAGGGAUUCAGCCAAACUUUCAUUAUUUGACAUGAUGCAGAAAUCCACAAGAGAAAGGCAAGAAGCUAGAGAAUCAGCUGAAGAGAAAGAACCAAAAGCAAGAAAAGAAGAACUGGAACAAACAGAGAAGGCAAAAUCAGACGAAGAAGAAGAUGAUGAAAGAGAGGAGCAAAAAAAGGACGACUCGGGCUCUGAUGCUCCAGUAAUUGUAGAAGCCUCAAGGGACAUAGAGAUUAAGGUUGCACACAAGAAAUCUCAUAACAUACUAUCCGGUGUAGGAUCAAAGGUGAAGCAUUCAAUUUCCAAGGUGAAAAAGGCCAUUACUGGCAAGUCUUCUCAUCCAAAGCAACAAUCGCCAAAAUGAAGAACAAAAUAAUAGGCGACACGAAGCAGUUAAUAACAUCUAAAUAGCUGCUUGGCCACAAAAACAAAAUUCAAUCAAAGGGUUGUUCUUAUUUGAUGUUUUGAAUAUAGGAUUAAGGUUUGAAGUUUGGCGUGUGCAUAUCCGUAGCUUGUAAGUACAAAUUCAGAUUCCAUGAUUGUAACAUAAUUAUAUUGUUUGCAAUAAAGAGCUUAAAAUAGUGUUUGGUUCAA